GCUGCCACACAAAAGAAAACAAUCAUAAAAACCUGUCAUAUUAACAGGGGCAUGUAAGCUUUGUUUUUUUAUCUGUAAUGUGGUGUAGACAUAAGUGCUGGACAUCACAACUAAGAUGUUUAGUGAUGACAAGAAACACAGAACCUUGCAUCAUACAAUGAUGACAAUGGAAGAGGAGAGGAAGGGAGGAGGAAAAGUGAAGGGGGAAAAGGGUAAUAGGAGGUAGAUGCAACAAUGAGAGAGCAGAGAAAUGUAAAGGAGGGAGUGCAGCAGAGAGAUGCAGCUGAGAAUAAGGAGCUUAGUAAGGGAUAAAAAGAAGCAGAGUGAGAGAGGUCUUUAAGCUUUGUGAACUCCAUCCUGACAGAUGGACAACCCAGACAGAGUUGAACUCUGCUACCCCCAGCACCCAAAUAGCUCCUGCAGCGGUCCGAAGCGACCUCCCUCCGAGUCCGUCCUGCUGUACACGCUGCUCUCCUCCGUCAUUGUGGUCACCGUCGCUCUGAACCUGCUGGUCAUCAUCUCCAUCUCCUACUUCCGGCAGCUGCAGACCCCGACCAACACCCUCGUGCUGUCCCUGGCCACCUCAGACCUCCUGGUGGGGCUGGUGGUGAUGCCGGUGGAAGCAGUGCGGUUCAUCGAGCCCUGCUGGCUGCUGGGCGACGUCAUGUGCGCCCUGUCUUACAUUGUCGGCUUCACGCUCACCUCGGCCUCCGUGGGCAACAUGGUGCUCAUAUCAAUAGACCGCUACGUGGCCAUAUGUUUCCCCCUGCAGUACUCCAGUAAAAUCACUCGCAGCAGAGCGGAGGUGUCGGUGAGCCUGUGCUGGGCCUGCUCUCUCCUCUAUAACGGCCUCAUCCUAAAAGAGCACCUCAGGCAGCCGGACAGGUACAACUCCUGCUACGGGGAGUGCCUGGUGGUCAUCAGCUACAUCUCCGGAACCAUAGACCUAUUCUUCACCUUUGUCGCGCCCUGCUCGGUCAUCGUCUUGCUGUACAUGAGAGUGUUUGUGGAGGCGGUGUCGCAGGCCCGGGCCACGCGCUCUCACGUUACAGCCGUCACGGUCAGGGUCACGGCGAAGAAAUCCGAGCAGAAAGCAGCCAGGACUCUUGGCAUUAUUAUAUUCAUGUUUCUGGUGACUUUCUGUCCGUAUUACUACCCGUCUCUCGCAGGUCAAGACACCUCUAACAGCGCCUCGUCUUGGGCCAUUGUGUCCUGGAUGGUGUACUUUAAUUCCUGCUUGAAUCCACUCGUAUACGCCUUGUUCUAUCCCUGGUUCAGAAAAAGCAUUUCUUUAAUUGUGACUUUGAAGAUCCUAAAACAUGACUGCUCUCAGACAAACAUGCUUUAACAAAGAUGUUCAAUUCAACUCAAAGGGAAGUUAAAUGUUUUAAUUAUUCAAACUUCUUCAGAGUUGUUGUAUAAACUGUGGGCUGGACAGAUCUCCUGUAGCAGUCCGUUUUACAGCGAAUCUGAAGAAGCUUCUGACUGAAGAUACUGUUGUGUGACUGACUUAAGAUAAUGCUAAAUGGUUUUCUAUAAUUUUCCCAUCUCACCUCUACAUUUGACCUAACACUGUCCAGCUGAUAAGAAAGUUAUCUGCAGAUAGAUAUAGAAAGCAAAGUUAACACAAUAUUUAGUUCACAUUAAACAGUUUAGAUCAGAGACGCUUCAUUUUGUGCCAUAUCAAGAUCAUGAAUGUCCUCAGAAUGGCAGAAAUUAUAAAGAAAUAUUAAAUACCUGCUUUUGCAUUCAAUGAGUACUUCUUAAAAUUAAAUAAUGUUGAACAACUUUUCACAAUAAUGUAAUUUGACAGAAAAUGCUCUGAUUGAUGAAGUAAUAUUUAGGAUUUGGUCCCAGAGCCUUGAGUUUGACACGUUGUUUAGAUUCUUUGAAACUGUUGUGAAAAUUUACAAUGCGUUUUCUAAGACAGCAUCUAUUUCAAUAAAAAUGUAAAAUAACAAAUUUAGAGUAGCAUUCAUACCUAAUGAAAGCUUACUAAUAAAGAAAACUGGUUGAAUGUAAGAACUGAGUUGCCUUUCUUUACCAAACUGAAGUAUUGUCUUUUCAGAAACUGGUCUCAUUUCUUGCUCCAGGUGAGGAAGCAGUUGUUUUCUGAAGCUUUUUGUCUUUGUUUGGUGGUCUGCUCUCUCUGAACGCAGCUGGAAAGUCAGAAGAAAACAUCUACAUCCUGGAAUAAUUUACAAAACGAUCUAAAAUUGUCAGAGCUGGUUGCCAUGGCAAAACUAAAAGUCAAUUUUAAAGGAACAAGAAAAGAGUUUACUGGGUCGGUGUGACUUUCUUCCCCAGCGAUAUUGCUGAUCUAUUUUUUUUUUUCAAAUUGCCUUGUAAAUAUUCUAAUCUCCAUGAGAUUUUUAAAAGGACAAAAUAACAAAGUAGAGAAAGUCAACACCUCCACCCAAAAAAGCACUUUAUCACUUCUUAUCAUGGAUUAAUAUUAUUGUAUCUUGUGUUUUUGCUUGUAUGAUUACUGACUUCUUUCACAAAAUUGUAAAUAUUGCAUAUUUGUCAGCAUCACCUUUUCAUAUAUUAUUUAAAAUAGCCUUUCUUAAGGAAUUUAAACAGACUUAUAAGAAAAUGGGAACUGACAAUAGUUCAACUGACCUGAACGAAGCUAAUAAAGAUAUUACAAAAGACAUUUAAAAAGUUCUUAGAAAUCAUGAUUUUAUUUGAAUGUGUGUAAAUGACAACAAGAUACAAUAAAAACAAAAUCCAAUUUAUUUGCAUAAACAGGAGGAAAUAUACAGCAUGUUUAAAUACAGAGGUUAUAACAACAUUUUGUUAAAAA
Molecule: messenger RNA, 2806 nt
Organism: Poecilia latipinna (sailfin molly)
Lineage: Eukaryota; Metazoa; Chordata; Actinopteri; Cyprinodontiformes; Poeciliidae
Product: trace amine-associated receptor 13c-like
Exons: 1
Coding region: 365-1348 (327 amino acids)
Biological process (GO): G protein-coupled receptor signaling pathway
Cellular component (GO): membrane
Molecular function (GO): trace-amine receptor activity
Source: RefSeq, a predicted model, not a curated record